This is a messenger RNA of Cyclocybe aegerita, 669 nucleotides long. The record is from the annotation of a GenBank genome assembly. Lineage: Eukaryota; Fungi; Basidiomycota; Agaricomycetes; Agaricales; Hemipholiotaceae.
AUGGUCUUUACUGACUCUAUGGGCUCAGCCCACAGAGCAGUUGACCCCUCCAUACAUUCUGGCCAGGCCUUUAGUCUGUCAGUCUGUCGCACUCUCCAAGAGUGGUUUGAGGUGGAUGAUCUCCACUGCAUCACCUUUGUCUACGUUCCAUCUGCAUUGCGGUGGGAUAUCCAUGGUGAGGCACACAAGUACAUCACUGAACUCAAAGUCAGGGUUGGACGUCACAAGACAGACAAUUCUAUAGAUGUGCUUCGCUCUAGAGCUGCACACUCAGUCCUGGAUUCAUGGAGUUCCACUUUCCAGGAUCCAACUUAUCAAGGCUCUGAAUUUUUAGAGCUUCAACAGCCUGACAGGUGGCUGAUCCAGCCAUCGUACUUCAAUGGGGGAUCUUGGCUUUCAACCUUCAGACACAGUAUCACUGAGUUUGCUCGCAUUUGCCAGUGUAUAACUGGCGAUGCGCCCAUUGGAGCGUACUACUGUCACUUCAAGAUUAACGAGCCUCAUGGCUGCACUUGCGGGGCUGCUUUACAGUCUCAUCAGCAUGUCCUCUUUCACUGCUGCAAUAGAUAUUCUGUACACUAUCCCCGUUUUCUCAGGGAUAUUGCAUCGUUUCUGAAGCACAACCCUACAGUGUUUGGCUUCAACCGGGACUCUUCGGGUGUUGGAUAA